Gambusia affinis (western mosquitofish) is the source of this 5947-nucleotide messenger RNA. Its product is annotated as myosin-7-like. Gene Ontology annotation, molecular function: actin filament binding; ATP binding; cytoskeletal motor activity. Gene Ontology annotation, cellular component: myosin complex. The record is from RefSeq and is a predicted model, not a curated record. Bases 16 to 5841 code for a protein of 1941 amino acids. NCBI's taxonomy places the organism in Eukaryota, Metazoa, Chordata, Actinopteri, Cyprinodontiformes, Poeciliidae. The transcript is spliced from 37 exons.
AAACCAGGUUGAAACAUGGGGGAUGCCGCCAUGGCAGAAUUUGGGACUGCUGCUCCUUUUCUAAGGAAAUCGGAUAGGGAGCGUCUGGAGGCCCAGACUCGCCCCUUCGACAUGAAGAGAGAGUGCUUCGUGCCUGACCCAGAAGUUGAGUACGUAAAAGCAACCAUCCAAAGUCGUGAUGGUGACAAAGUCACUGUUGAUACAGAAUUUGGAAAGACUGUCACAGUGAAGGAGUGCGAUGUACAUCCUCAGAACCCGCCAAAGUUUGAUAAAAUUGAGGACAUGGCAAUGUUCACCUUCCUCCAUGAGCCAGCUGUGCUGUUUAACCUCAAAGAGCGUUACGCAGCAUGGAUGAUCUAUACCUACUCUGGGCUGUUCUGUGUGACUAUCAACCCCUACAAGUGGCUGCCAGUCUACAACCAAGAGGUGGUUGUUGCCUACAGAGGAAAGAAGAGGAGUGAAGCUCCUCCUCACAUCUUCUCCAUCUCUGACAAUGCCUACCAGAACAUGCUGGCAGAUCGAGAAAACCAGUCAAUCCUCAUUACCGGAGAAUCUGGAGCUGGAAAGACUGUGAACACCAAGCGUGUCAUUCAGUACUUUGCCAGCAUUGCUGCUGCACCAGGAGUUGGGAAGAAAGAUGCUGCAAGUGAAAAGAAGGGUACCCUGGAGGAUCAAAUCAUUCAGGCUAAUCCUGCUCUGGAGGCUUUUGGCAAUGCCAAGACCAUCAGGAAUGACAACUCCUCCAGAUUUGGAAAAUUCAUCAGAAUCCACUUUGACAAUAGAGGAAAGCUUGCCUCUGCUGACAUUGAAACCUAUCUUCUGGAAAAGUCACGUGUCACCUACCAGCUCAGAGCUGAGAGGGAUUACCACAUUUUCUACCAGAUCCUGUCUCAGGCAAAGCCUGAACUUCUGGAGAUGCUACUCAUCACCAACAACCCCUAUGAUUACGCAUUCAUCUCCCAAGGAGAGACAACAGUAGCUUCCAUCAAUGACUCUGAAGAGCUGAUGGCUACUGAUGAAGCUUUUGAUGUGCUGGGAUUCACUCAAGAAGAAAAAAACAGUAUGUACAAGCUUACUGGGGCUAUUAUGCAUCAUGGAAACAUGAAGUUUAAGAACAAGCAGAGAGAGGAGCAGGCAGAGGCUGAUGGCACCGAAGAUGCUGACAAAGUUGCAUAUCUGAUGGGCCUGAACUCUGCUGACCUCAUCAAAGGUCUCUGUCACCCCAGAGUCAAAGUGGGGAAUGAGUGGGUCACCAAGGGACAGACUGUUGCCCAGGUCAACUAUGCUGUUGGAGCCCUGUCUAAGGCAGUUUAUGAGAGGAUGUUCCUGUGGAUGGUGGUGAGAAUUAAUCAGUCUCUUGACACCAAGCAGCCUCGCCAGUACUUCAUUGGAGUGCUGGACAUUGCUGGGUUUGAGAUCUUUGAUUUAAACACUUUUGAGCAGCUGUGCAUCAACUUCACCAAUGAAAAACUGCAACAGUUUUUCAACCACCACAUGUUUGUGCUGGAGCAGGAAGAGUACAAGAAAGAAGGAAUUGAAUGGACUUUCAUUGACUUUGGUAUGGAUCUGCAGGCCUGCAUCGACCUGAUUGAAAAGCCCAUGGGUAUCAUGUCCAUCCUCGAAGAGGAGUGCAUGUUUCCCAAAGCCUCUGAUGCUACAUUUAAAGCUAAGCUUUAUGACAAUCAUCUGGGAAAAUCAAACAACUUCCAGAAGCCUAGAGUUGUCAAAGGCAAACCAGAGGCCCAUUUUGCCCUGGUUCACUAUGCUGGAACUGUUGACUAUAAUAUCAACAACUGGCUGGUGAAGAACAAGGAUCCUCUGAAUGAGACAGUUGUUGUGCUGUACCAGAAGUCUACACUCAAGCUGCUUGGUAUUCUCUUUGCAAAUUAUGCAGGAGCUGAUUCAGUUCAGGAAUCUGGAGGAAAAGGCAAAGGUGGAACUAAGAAGAAAGGUUCAUCUUUCCAAACUGUGUCUGCCCUGCACAGGGAGAACCUGAAUAAGUUGAUGACCAACCUGAGGUCUACCCACCCUCACUUUGUACGCUGCAUUAUCCCCAACGAGACCAAGACUCCUGGGGCCAUGGAGAACCCUCUGGUGAUGCACCAGCUGCGCUGUAACGGUGUCCUGGAAGGCAUAAGGAUCUGUAGGAAAGGCUUCCCUAACAGGAUCCUCUAUGGAGACUUUAAGCAGAGAUACCGCAUCUUAAACCCGAAUGCUAUACCUGAGGGACAGUUCAUCGAUAACAAGAAGGCUUCAGAGAAGCUUCUAGGUUCCCUAGAUAUCGAUCAUAACCAGUAUAAAUUGGGUCACACCAAGGUGUUCUUCAAAGCUGGGCUCCUAGGUCUACUGGAGGAGAUGAGAGAUGACCGUCUGGCUCUCAUUAUAACGAGGAUCCAGGCAAGAUCCAGAGGUGUUAUUGCAAGAAUAGAAUUCCAGAAGAUUGUAGAACGCAGGGAUGCACUACUUGUGAUUCAGUGGAACAUCCGUGCCUUCAUGGGGGUCAAGAAUUGGCCCUGGAUGAAGUUGUACUUCAAGAUCAAACCUCUGUUGAAAUCAGCUGAGACUGAGAAGGAGAUGGCCAACAUGAAGGAGGAGUUUACCAAACUCAAGGAGGCUUAUGCAAAAUCAGAAGCCCGAAGGAAGGAACUAGAGGAGAAAAUGGUCUCUCUUCUCCAAGAGAAGAACGACCUGCAGCUCCAAGUCCAAACUGAGCAAGAUAAUCUGUCUGAUGCUGAGGAACGAUGUGAAGGUCUGAUCAAGAGUAAGAUUCAACUGGAAGCAAAAAUCAAGGAGUUGACAGAAAGACUGGAGGACGAGGAGGAGAUGAAUGCUGAACUGACUGCAAAGAAGAGGAAGCUGGAGGAUGAAUGCUCUGAGUUAAAGAAGGACAUUGACGACUUGGAGCUAACUCUGGCAAAGGUGGAGAAAGAGAAACACGCUACAGAGAAUAAGGUCAAGAACCUGACAGAGGAGAUGGCUGCUUUGGACGAAAUCAUCGCCAAGCUCACAAAGGAGAAAAAAGCUUUACAGGAAGCUCAUCAACAAACCCUGGAUGACCUGCAGAGUGAGGAAGACAAAGUCAACAUUCUGACCAAGGCCAAGACGAAGCUGGAGCAGCAAGUGGACGAUCUUGAAGGAUCCUUAGAACAAGAAAAGAAAAUACGAAUGGACCUUGAGAGAGCCAAACGAAAGCUUGAGGGAGACUUAAAGUUGGCUCAAGAAAGUAUCAUGGACUUAGAAAAUGACAAGCAGCAACUUGUAGAAAGGCUGAAAAAGAAAGAUUUUGAAAUAAGCCAACUCAAUGGAAAAAUAGAGGAUGAACAAGCAAUGAGUGCUCAGCUCCAGAAGAAACUGAAGGAGCUGCAGGCCCGCAUUGAAGAGCUGGAGGAAGAGCUUGAAGCAGAACGAGCUGCUCGAGCCAAGGUGGAGAAGCAGAGAGCAGACUUGGCUAGAGAGUUAGAGGAGAUCAGUGAGAGACUGGAGGAGGCUGGAGGAGCCACAGCCGCCCAGAUUGAGAUGAACAAGAAGAGGGAGGCCGAGCUCCAGAAACUCCGCAGAGACCUCGAAGAGGCCACCCUGCACCAUGAAGCCACCACUGCCACUUUCAGGAAGAAACAAGCUGACAGUGUUGCUGACCUGGGAGAACAGAUCGACAACCUGCAGAGAGUCAAGCAGAAGCUGGAGAAGGAGAAGAGUGAGCUUAGACUGGAGCUGGAUGAUGUUGUGUCCAAUAUGGAGCAGAUUGUUAAGGCCAAGAACAAUUUGGAGAAAAUGUGUCGGUCUCUUGAGGAUCAGAUGAAUGAAUAUAAAACCAAAUCAGAAGAGGGACAGCGUACCAUCAAUGACUUCACCAUGCAGAAAGCUAAGCUUCAAACUGAAAAUGGUGAACUUAUAAGGCAGCUUGAGGAAAAGGAUUCCUUAGUGUCUCAACUCACCAGAGGAAAGCAGUCCUACACACAACAAAUUGAAGACCUCAAAAGGCAACUGGAAGAGGAAAUCAAGGCCAAGAAUGCAUUAGCCCAUGCGGUGCAGUCUGCUCGCCAUGACUGUGACCUCCUCAGGGAGCAGUACGAGGAGGAGCAGGAGGCCAAGGCUGAACUUCAGCGCAGCAUGUCCAAGGCCAACUCUGAGGUGGCUCAGUGGAGAACCAAGUACGAAACUGAUGCCAUCCAGAGAACCGAGGAACUGGAGGAAGCCAAGAAGAAGCUGGCUCAGCGUCUGCAGGAGGCCGAGGAGGCAGUUGAAGCAGUGAACGCUAAAUGCUCCUCUCUGGAGAAGACCAAACACAGGCUGCAGAAUGAGAUCGAAGAUCUCAUGGUGGAUGUGGAGAGGUCUAAUGCUGCUGCUGCUGCUCUGGACAAGAGGCAAAGGAACUUUGACAAGGUCUUGUCUGAGUGGAAACAGAAGUAUGAAGAGUCUCAGUCAGAGUUGGAGAGUUCUCAGAAAGAAGCCAGAUCUCUGAGCACCGAACUCUUCAAACUUAAAAACUCUUAUGAAGAGUCUCUCGAACAUCUGGAGACCAUGAAGAGGGAGAACAAGAACUUACAAGAGGAAAUAUCUGACCUCACUGAGCAAAUUGGUGAGGGAGGAAAGAAUAUUCAUGAGCUUGAGAAGAUACGGAAGCAGCUGGAACAAGAAAAGACUGAGAUACAGACCGCUCUUGAGGAAGCAGAGGCCUCACUGGAGCAUGAGGAAGGAAAGAUUCUCAGAGUCCAGCUUGAGUUGAACCAAAUAAAAGCGGACUUUGAGCGAAAGCUGGCUGAGAAAGAUGAAGAGAUGGAACAAGUAAAGCGAAACCAACAGCGGAUGGUGGAUACUCUCCAGAGCUCCCUUGAGUCUGAAACUCGCAGCAGGAAUGAAGCCCUUCGUCUGAAAAAGAAGAUGGAGGGAGACCUCAAUGAGAUGGAGAUCCAGCUUAGCCAAGCCAACAGGCAGGCAGCUGAGGCCCAGAAACAACUCAAGUCUGUUCAUGCACAUCUUAAGGAUGCUCAACUCCAACUUGAUGAUGCUCUGCGAGCCAAUGAUGACAUGAAGGAAAACCUUGCUAUUGUUGAAAGACGCAACAACUUGCUUCAGGCAGAACUGGAGGAACUGAGAGGCGCUUUAGAGCAAACCGAACGAAGCCGCAAACUUGCUGAGCAAGAGCUGCUGGAUGUUAGUGAACGGGUGCAGCUACUGCACUCACAGAACACCAGCCUGAUAAACCAGAAGAAGAAGCUGGAGGGUGAUAUUGUUCAACUACAGACUGAAGUGGAGGAGGCUGUGCAGGAGUGCAGAAAUGCUGAAGAGAAGGCCAAGAAGGCCAUCACUGAUGCUGCCAUGAUGGCAGAGGAACUGAAGAAAGAGCAGGACACCAGCGCUCACCUGGAGCGCAUGAAGAAGAACAUGGAGCAGACCAUCAAAGACCUGCAGCACCGUCUGGAUGAAGCUGAACAGAUCGCCAUGAAGGGAGGCAAGAAGCAGGUCCAGAAGCUUGAGGCCAGGGUCAGGGAGCUUGAAAAUGAGGUGGAAAGUGAACAGAAGAAGUCCAGCGAUGCAAUAAAAGGAGUGAGAAAGUAUGAGAGACGCAUCAAGGAACUUACCUAUCAGACUGAAGAGGACCGUAAAAAUCUGGCACGUCUCCAAGACUUGGUGGACAAGCUUCAGCUCAAAGUGAAAUCCUAUAAGAAGUCUGCAGAAGUAGCAGAGGAACAAGCCAACAGCAACCUCACCAAGUUCCGCAAGCUUCAACAUGAGUUGGAUGAGGCUGAAGAGAGAGCCGAUAUUGCAGAAUCUCAAGUCAACAAGUUACGAGCCAAAAGCCGUGAUGCUGGGUCAAAGAAAGGACUUGAUGAAGAAUAAAGUUUCUCCAGACAAUAAAGUGCCCGAGACACCUGUUGCUAAUAUAAUGGUGCCUCCCUAAGCAUGCUAUCGUGUUGAAUAGAAUAAAUCAAAUGUGCAUCUAAAA